AUGCCCAAACAUAGCCGUCGUUACAGUGCAGUCGCGGAGCGCGUACCUGAGGACAGCAUCUACCAGCCCAGGGAAGCCAUCGACCUGCUGAAAGAGUUGUCCACCGCCAAGUUCGACGAGACCGUAGAGGUCCACCUGCGCACCACCGCCGACGUGCGCCACGCCGAGCAGCAGGUACGCGGCGUCACCGUGCUCCCCCACGGCCUGGGCAAGCAGGUGCGCGUGCUGGUGUUCGCCAACGGCGAGGCUGCCGACAUCGCCCGUCAGGCCGGCGCCGACUUCGUGGGCGACGACGACCUGAUCGCCCAGGUUGAAAGCGGCUGGGUCGAGUUCGACGUGGGAUUGGCGAUCCCGGAGAUCAUGUCCAAGAUCGGCCGACUGGGUAGGGUCCUGGGCCGCCGCGGCUUGAUGCCCAACCCGCGCACCGGAACCCUGGUGCCCGCCCGUGAUCUCCCCCGCGUCAUCCAGGAAUCCAAGGCCGGCCGACUGGAAUUUCGGACGGACCGUACCGCCAUCAUUCACGGGCAAUUUGGCAAGUCUUCAUUCGAGACCGACUCGUUGAUGGACAACCUGACGGUGUUCAUGGACUCCGUCAUGCGCGAGCGCCCGGAAGCGGUGAAGGGCGCCUUCAUCAAGUCCGCCUACGUCACUUCCUCCAUGGGGCCCGGCAUCUCGGUUGACGUGGCGACGCUCCAGGCGUUGAAGCCCGAGUAA
Molecule: messenger RNA, 714 nt
Organism: Geodia barretti
Lineage: Eukaryota; Metazoa; Porifera; Demospongiae; Tetractinellida; Geodiidae
Source: the annotation of a GenBank genome assembly